This is a messenger RNA of Entrophospora candida, 219 nucleotides long. The record is from the annotation of a GenBank genome assembly. Lineage: Eukaryota; Fungi; Glomeromycota; Glomeromycetes; Entrophosporales; Entrophosporaceae.
AUGAACAACAAGCAAAACAACUUAUUUUUGCUAGGUGAUGUGGAUAAGAAAAAUCGGCUCACUCCUGAUUUAAUGCUUGCAGUUCCAAAAGGGAGAGCAGAAACUGGUGAGUUGGGAAUAUUACCAGGUCUGUCAAGGCAAGAAGAACUUGGUAAAGGUUAUGUUACAGAUUCAGAUGGUAAUGAAUCAGCAUUUGAACAUGGAAUUGAAGAUUUGUAA